Geodia barretti is the source of this 916-nucleotide messenger RNA. NCBI's taxonomy places the organism in Eukaryota, Metazoa, Porifera, Demospongiae, Tetractinellida, Geodiidae. The record is from the annotation of a GenBank genome assembly.
AUCAGGGUGAAACUUGGUAUAUCUGAGGGGAAGAAGAAGAUGGUUCCCACCCGAUUGGUGGUAUGUGUAUAAUUAUACAUGCAUAUUGAUAUUUUUGGCAAUACAGAACAAGCCAACUGGGUCACACAGAUCUCAUGCAGCAAUAGUUUAGUUGUCGAAUUGCUUUUACAGCAUUGUGUUAGUCUUCCCGUCUGCUGGCCCAGUAUGUUAUCGUGGGUGCGGUGUAAAAAAGCCUAAAAGAACGAACAACCUAGUCGUACAACUGCCUGAUUUUUCAAUUAUCUAUCCUCUAUGGCAUUGUGUGCAUUCCACCAUAAUGUUGUAUUCGUAAAUUCUAAUUAUCUAUGAUGCUGAGCUGUGUAGCCUGAAUAGUGUCCUGUGGCCUGAAUAGAUAGAGGUGUCUCUAACUGCAAGAGGUGUCCGGUUUAAUACACAAGACUGUUGAAAAGCCCUGGUCUAUCAUUCCCCCAGGGGAAGCCAGAUGUGAGUGCGGUUGACAGUGAGCAACCAUACAGGUUCAUUGCCGUUGCGGAGAAUAAGAUGGAUAGAACUUGGCGAUCAUGUGAGCCAGGACCAUCUCGGGCUGUAGCAAAUGAAGAGGCUAGCCACCUUGGGCAACUUCUGUUGUAUAUGCUGGGCGCCCAAGCCAAACGGCUGCAGGUUGUACGCCGUCAGCCGAAAUUGAAAGUCACUCCCCUUCUGGGAUUGUUUAUUGACAACCUUCAGAUGCAGGCUGUAGUUGCCGACGUACUGAGCGUGAACAGCAAGCGUUACACCCUCAACAUCUUCGUUGGUGAAACCAAGAAGACAAUAAGUGAGGGAGUGACAUCCUCACUGCUGUUGCUGCAUCACUUCCUGUCGCAACUUGCCUAAUUAUGGCAUACUUCAAUGGACAUACACAUUCCAUUCGUUUAUG